AGACAGCAGAAGAACAGGAGGCUGGGAGGGAUUGUGGGGGGGCUAUGGGCUGGGCAGGGCGCGCUGGUAGUCAGGAUGUUGUGGGGGGAGGGCUUGGGUUGAUUUGUUUUGCUGGGUUCGCCACCCUUGUUUUCUGUGCCUCCGUUUCCCCAGCUGUGGCAUGGGCCCAGCGAUCUCUGGGGGAGGUGUUGACUGCUAGAGGGAUGAUGUGAGUGAUGGAUGGGGCGCUUCCCCCGGUGCCCCAUGGCAGAGGACUUCUGAGGGUCUUGCUUACCUUCCGUGCUGCCCGGGGAUGGUACAGCCCAGCUGCAAGCACGGUCUGCCUCCGUUCCCUCCAUGCCUGCAGCCAGUGCAGGAAAUGCCAGGCUGAAGUGGCCUUCCCAUCUGGCCUCUCCUCCGUGCAGCAUCACCGAGAAGCUCUGGGGGAGCCUCAAUACCCCUUGUCCACUUCUCCGCACAGACAAACCAGGAGCAUGGCCCCCAAGGCCAAGGGCAAGGGGAAGAAAGGAGGGAGGCAGCAGAAGAAGCAGCCUGCGGCAGCAGGCAAAGCUGAGGAGUCCUGGAAGACAGCUCUGGAGGUGGACACCCUCAGGAGGCACCUGGUGCUCCGGAGGGAUGUGGCCAGGCAGGCGAAGGCGGACAGCGAGGGGCUGCAGCUGCGGCUGCAGGAGCUGGAGCAGGAGCUGGAUGCAGCGCGGGAGGACAAGAGGGACAUUUAUGAAGAGAUGAUCCGGCAGUACCAGGAGCUGCAGCGGCAGACAGAGACUCGCAUCCAGUGCCUGGAGGCCGAGGUGACACAGCUCCAGGAGCAGCUCGCUGUGUGCCGCCAGGAGAGCCAGCAGGCCCGGGAGGAGAGUCAGCGGGCACUGGGCGAGAAAGACCGGAGCCUCACCGAGCUGCAGGCCAAGAUCGACACCAUGAAGACUGAGUAUGAGCAGAUCCUGCACGGCAGCCUGGAUGGUGUCCUGGCCAAGCUGGCCUCUGCAAAGCUGCACUGGGAGCAGGAAGCCACGGCCAUCCACAUGGAGAACAAGGAGAGGCUGCGAGACUUUGGCCUCAACCCCCUGGAGAUGUAGCGCCCGGCCUGGCACAGAGACAGGGGCAGGGGCAAUGCCCAACUCUGCCAGGCCCCGGGCAGCAGCACACAGCAAUGGUCCCCUAGGCCUUCUCCCAAGCUGGGGCAGUGCCCGGUGUGGCGGUCAGGCAGCCGGACCUCCCUCCAGAGCCCAGGGCAGAGCUAGCUCCCUGCAGCAGGGAGCCCGGGGCCUUUGCUGAGGCCUGCCUCACCCCGAGAUCAUUCCUGCAGGUUCAAGGCUGCUGCAGUGAUCAGCGGUUCAGGUGAUUUAAUUGGGCUUUGCUUGCAUGACAUGAUUGCAGGGGGUGGGGGAAUGCUGCACCAGGGCUCGCUGCAGGGAAGGGACAGGCUCUCCCCAUCUUCUGCAGAAACAGGCACCAUGUCGGGGGUCAGGUGCUCCCUGUCGGCCCGUCCCUGUAGACCCAAGCCAGCUCCUUCUGCCGACCAGACCAGAGCCCCUCCAGGUCAGGUCCCAUCCCCACGGGGCUGAUGCCAGGAGCCAAGGAGCUGGCCCCACGGUCCCAUUCCCCCCCACCCAAAUUGUUCUCCUCUCCUCCUGCCAGCUGGGUCCCCAGGGCCGGGCAGGGUUGUGAGUAAAGUCAGGACUGCAGUGGCUUCGCUGCUUCUGAGCCCGUCUCCUCUGUGUGUGAGCAGCAAGUGGGCAAAGCCAGGCUUGUCUUCCAGCUCCAAGCAGGGCAACCAUGCCUGUUAGCGAUCAAUGUGCCGCUGCUGGGUGGUUUCCAGGGGUGCCCUCCCAGGCAAAGCCACCGCUGUCCCCGGAGACACCGGGGAGCCCUGCUCCUGCGCCAGGAUGUCCUGUG
Gavialis gangeticus (Gharial) is the source of this 1896-nucleotide messenger RNA. It is a transcript of the gene DRC12, whose product is annotated as coiled-coil domain containing 153. The record is from RefSeq and is a predicted model, not a curated record. The transcript is spliced from 6 exons. NCBI's taxonomy places the organism in Eukaryota, Metazoa, Chordata, Crocodylia, Gavialidae. The coding region runs from base 216 to 1076 and encodes 286 amino acids.